CACUGGCAAACCCAAAAAAUUAAAAUUAAAGAGUUCUGCGUAAAUCGCUUUAAGCCAUAAAGUCGCCGAAUUAGCGUAAAAGCAGACGAACUCUUAAAUAGUUUGACCAGUAGACGACUGUUUUUUCCAUUUGACUUGCCAAGGGGUGCAAAAUGAGCCGGCCAUAAGAGCAGAGCAGCUGAUAGCCCAACACGUAAUCCCCCAGAGAAUCGGAAACCAAGCAAACCCAGAGAAAUCCUUCAGCUGCCAGUUAAAGAACAGAAAACUCGAGGUAAACUGUAAACACGAGUGUGGAGAAUGGUCAGAAAGCAAGUUGGAAUCGAAAACAGUGCAUCCUUAGCAGUAAGCAAGCAGCAGGAUCAAAAGGAGCAGGACUAUAAGCCAGAGGACCAAAAGCCGAAGGAUCAAAAGCAACAGCACAUCGACAUCGACUUGACGCCCGAUCCGGCCAGCAACUUCAACUUCGCCCAGCAGGCGCAGGACAACUACUCCGCCCGCACGCUAGCCGCCAGCUAUGAGCACGGCCAAAAUCUCGGCCUGCAAAAUGCCCAUCUUGUCACCAGCAGCACCACCAACACGCCCUUGCCCUAUGAUCUGUACGAGGUCGCCAGCUCCGGCUCCAUCCUGCCCACCGAGAUCCCCAUCGAGGACGAGGAGCGGCUGGAGCGCAUCUUCAACAAGCUGGACCGCGAUGGCGACGGCAGGAUCGACAUCCACGACCUGUCGGCGGCACUGCAUGAGUUCGGGUUGUCGAGCGUCUACGCGGAGAAAUUCCUUCAGCAGUCGGACAAGGAUCAGAGCGGCAACGUGGGCUUUGCCGAGUUCCUGCACUACGUGCGGGAGCAUGAGAAGAAUCUGGUCCUGCAGUUCUCGCACCUAGAUAAAAAUCGCGAUGGCAAAGUGGACUUGGAGGAGCUGAUAUCGGCGUUCAAGGACCUGGGCCUGGACAUUGACUUGGACGAGGCCAGAAAUCUGCUCACCAGAAUGGACAAGGACGGCAGCCUGAACAUUAGCUUUAACGAGUGGCGGGACUUCAUGCUCUUGGCGCCCUCAACGGACAUUCACGACUUGAUUAAAUUUUGGCGGCACUCUACUUACCUCGACAUUGGCGAGGAUAUGAACGUACCUGAUGACUUCACACAGAAAGAGAUGCAGACGGGCCUCUGGUGGCGACACUUGGUGGCCGGUGGCAUAGCUGGAGCAGUUUCCCGAACGUGCACAGCGCCUCUGGACAGGAUUAAAGUGUACUUGCAGGUACAAACACAAAGAAUGGGAAUCUCAGAGUGUAUGCACAUCAUGCUGAACGAGGGCGGAUCGCGGAGCAUGUGGCGAGGCAAUGGCAUCAAUGUGUUGAAGAUUGCCCCCGAAACGGCUUUCAAGUUCGCUGCCUACGAACAGAUGAAGCGACUGAUUCGCGGUGACGAUGGCAGCCGCCAGAUGAGCAUCGUGGAGCGAUUCUAUGCGGGCGCAGCGGCAGGCGGAAUUUCACAGACCAUCAUCUACCCCAUGGAAGUAUUAAAGACGCGCCUGGCGCUCCGGAGAACGGGACAGUACGCGGGCAUUGCCGAUGCGGCGGUCAAGAUCUACAAGCAGGAAGGAGUGCGCAGCUUCUACCGUGGCUAUGUACCGAACAUCCUGGGUAUUCUGCCCUACGCCGGCAUCGAUUUGGCGGUAUAUGAAACCCUCAAGAGGCGGUACAUUGCCAAUCACGACAACAACGAGCAGCCCAGCUUCCUGGUGCUCCUGGCGUGCGGCAGUACAUCGAGCACACUCGGUCAGCUCUGCUCCUACCCGCUGGCCCUGGUGCGCACUCGGCUACAGGCACAAGCCGCGGAGACAAUUGCCAAUCAAAAGCGGAAAACGCAAAUACCCCUGAAGAGCAGCGACGCGCACAGCGGCGAGGAGACGAUGACGGGCCUGUUCCGCAAGAUCGUGCGACAGGAGGGCCUGACGGGGCUGUACCGCGGCAUAACGCCAAACUUCCUCAAGGUCCUGCCGGCGGUGUCCAUCAGCUACGUGGUGUACGAGUAUACGAGUCGCGCCCUGGGCAUUAAGAUGUCGUGAGAUGUCUGUCCUAAUCUCGCUCCAAUCAAGUUAACUCGGCUCGGCCCGGCCACCUCGGCUGUGCGGCCCCGCUCUGCAGGGCGGAUCGGGCUGCGGCCGGGAGUGCGGCUGGUGAUCCGGCUGACGCUGUGCUCCAUUUUGUAUAGUAGUAGCGUUAGGUUAAGACGGCUCGGCGGUCGCCACUCGCUCUCUGCCGCAAUGAGACAGUCUCGUGCUGCUUCUUUCCUUAAGUGUAAAGCAGGCCUCUUCCACGUUCUGGGUUAUCCGUUUUAAGUUUUUAUAGUUGAAUUAGUUUUUGGUUAUUUUCUUAAAAUAUAAAAUAAGUGAUACU
Drosophila sechellia is the source of this 2395-nucleotide messenger RNA. RefSeq names its product Short Calcium-binding Mitochondrial Carrier (gene SCaMC). Bases 298 to 2064 code for a protein of 588 amino acids. Lineage: Eukaryota; Metazoa; Arthropoda; Insecta; Diptera; Drosophilidae. The record is from RefSeq and is a predicted model, not a curated record. Gene Ontology annotation, cellular component: mitochondrial inner membrane. Gene Ontology annotation, biological process: transmembrane transport. The transcript has 8 exons. Gene Ontology annotation, molecular function: calcium ion binding.